GUGUGUGCGCGCAUGUGUGUGGUCCGUUAUUUUCCGGGUUGUGCUCAUUGCAAACGGUAGUUGCUCUGCUGCAGCCGCCAGCUGACACUUGUACCGGAGGAGGUGAGGUCAAAUUUGACUGACUCUCUCUCUCUCUUUCCCUCUCCCCCUCUCGCUCCCACUCUCUCUCUCUCUGUCUGUCCGCGAGAGAGGCUGCUAACUAGCGCAUCAUCAUCAUCAUCAUGGCGGAUCAAGGCGAAUCUCCUGCUCCUGUCCACCACCCGCAACCAGCGCUGACAACCAGCUGGCCAAUUACCAGGGAGUCGUACGAGCUGCAGGAAGUCAUAGGCAGCGGGGCCACAGCUGUGGUGCAGGCAGCCCUCUGUACCCCCAGACAGGAGCGUGUGGCCAUAAAGAGAAUCAACCUGGAAAAAUGCCAGACCAGCAUGGAUGAGCUAUUGAAAGAAAUUCAAGCAAUGAGCCAGUGCAACCAUCCAAAUAUUGUGACCUACUACACCUCCUUUGUUGUAAAGGACGAACUUUGGUUAGUCAUGAAACUUCUGAGUGGAGGUUCCAUGCUAGAUAUAAUUAAGCACACAAGCAAAGAAGAGGAUAAAAAUCGAGCUCUAGAUGAGCCUAUUAUUGCUACUAUAUUAAAAGAAGUGCUAGAGGGCCUGGACUAUCUUCACAGAAAUGGACAGAUUCACAGGGAUGUGAAAGCUGGGAACAUACUGCUAGGAGAAGAUGGAUCUGUUCAGAUUGCAGAUUUUGGAGUAAGUGCAUUCCUAGCUACAGGGGGAGAUAUGACUAGAAACAAAGUACGAAAGACUUUUGUUGGCACACCAUGCUGGAUGGCACCAGAGGUGAUGGAACAGGUACGAGGCUAUGAUUUCAAAGCAGAUAUAUGGAGUUUUGGAAUUACAGCCAUAGAGUUAGCAACAGGCUCUGCACCCUAUCACCGCUACCCUCCCAUGAAGGUUUUAAUGCUUACCCUACAGAAUGAUCCACCCACACUGGAGACAGGUGUAGAGGAUAAGGAAAUGCUAAAAAAAUAUGGCAAAUCAUUUAGAAAGCUAAUAACUAUGUGCCUUCAGAAGGAUCCUGCCAAAAGGCCUACAGCUGCAGAGCUUUUGAAGUGUAAAUUCUUCCAGAAGGCCAAGAACAAAGAAUAUCUGGUUGAAAAGCUUUUGUGUCGUGCACCAAAGAUUUCCCAGAGAGCCAAGAAGGACCCUGAACAGAAGUGGGGGAGCCUUGGUUCUAUGUCAGGUUUGGAAAAUAAACCCGACACCACCCGAAGGGUAAGGAGAGUCCCAGGCUCCAGUGGUCACCUGCACAAGACAGAGGAUGGAGACUGGGAGUGGAGCGAUGACGAGCUGGACGAGGGCAGUGAGGAGGGCAAAGCAGCGGUGAAUCAGGGCAGGUCACGAAGGGUCAAAGAUGAGGCCAAAAAUAAUGAGGAGAAUGCCAACAAUGUUCCUAUUGAAGGUUUAUCUAUUCAGCAUCCCCAGGUUGAACCGUAUGAGGAUACACCAUACAUUCAAGGUGCUGUGAACAUGGUACUACGGCUAAGGAACUCUAGAAAGGAGCUGAAUGACAUCCGGUUUGAAUUCACUCCUGGGCGAGACACUGCUGAUGGCGUCUCCCAGGAACUGUUCUCGGCUGGUCUGGUCAACGGGCACGAUGUGGUUAUUGUUGCUGCCAACCUUCAGAAGAUUGUAGAUGACCCGACUACCUACAAAGUAUUGACCUUUAAGCUGGCGUCCAGCUGCGACGACACAGAGAUCCCGGACGAGGUGAAGCUGAUCGGCUUUGCGCAGCUAAGCGUUAGCUGAUGCUCUCUUCACGCCUGAAGCAGGUGAGACAGGGGAGACAGUUCAGGGGCAGACAGACUGAGGAACACACCACCACCUCCUGCAAAACCUUCCCCAACACUCUUCCUGAAAACUUGACCACCACCCCACCCCACGUCCCGCCUCCCUUCACUCCUCCCUCACUCCUUUACACCUUCCCCUGAGGCCAAGUUCUCCCACCGCCCCGCCUUCACCUCCUUAGCGCAAACUUCCCUGCUCACUGCCCCCUCCACCUCACCCCCACACCCAGUCCCAACCUUUAACCUUAACAACAUUCCACCGCCCAGCGCACAGACCGGGAUCAGGAUACAGCCCAGGAACCUAAAAAUGUACUCAGGUGGUGAAAGAAGAUGAUUAAGAUGUAGCUUUGAAUGUUUUAUUUAUUUUUUAUUUUACUUAUUUUUGUUUUACAUCUCAUUACCUCUGUGUUCAGCAAAGUUCUCAUUAUUUAUUGAAAUG
Molecule: messenger RNA, 2288 nt
Organism: Lates calcarifer (barramundi perch)
Lineage: Eukaryota; Metazoa; Chordata; Actinopteri; Centropomidae
Gene: stk39
Product: serine threonine kinase 39
Exons: 19
Coding region: 222-1811 (529 amino acids)
Biological process (GO): protein phosphorylation
Molecular function (GO): ATP binding; protein serine/threonine kinase activity
Source: RefSeq, a predicted model, not a curated record